AUGAAGAGUGGAGGCAUUCAACGAGAUUGGGCUGGAGUACCAAGGUUACUCUACGAUCCAAACACAAAACAACAACGAUGUGCUUGUGUAAAAAAUUUUGGUGCGGGUUUAUCGCCAGUUGGAUCCAAAGGGAAUAAUCGAGGAGAUCUUGACCAUCCGAAUCUAAGGGUCUUCAUCCUCAACGUCACAUCUUAUGCGAAUGAUUAUGCUGUGACGAAGAAGCGAAAAGCUUUGUCACCUGAGGAUAUAUAUCAGGCUCUUCAAGUUAUUGAAUGUGAUCACAUCGUUACUCCAUUGGCGGACGAGCUUGAGGCAUGGAAAUCAAAUAAGUUGUUGAAGGCUCAGAAUGUCGAGCGUAACGUAUUUAUCGGUGCUCAACGAUCGGAGGAGAGAAAGCGAAAGGCGGAUAAGAAAGCAGCGGGCAGCUAG
Molecule: messenger RNA, 429 nt
Organism: Ostertagia ostertagi
Lineage: Eukaryota; Metazoa; Nematoda; Chromadorea; Rhabditida; Trichostrongylidae
Source: the annotation of a GenBank genome assembly